UACAAUAGUAUAUGGGAGAUUACAAUAGAUAGAAUAGGAUUAGGAAUUCUGUUAUUUACCUUUUCAUUUUGUACGGUUUUUGGUAAUACCCUUGUUAUUAUAGCUGUUGUACGUGAACGCUAUUUACAGACAGCAACUAAUUAUUUCAUAACAUCAUUAGCAUUUGCCGAUUGCCUUGUAGGCUUUGUUGUGAUGCCUUUUAGUGUUAUUUAUGAAAUUUUUGAAAAACGGUGGCUAUUUAAUCUAAAUUGGUGUGAUACUUGGCGCUCUCUUGAUGUUCUGUUCUCUACAGCUUCUAUUUUAAAUUUAUGUGUUAUUAGUGUAGAUCGCUAUUGGGCUAUUAAAGAUCCUUUUAGUUAUCCUUCUCGUAUGACAUACAAAUUAGCUAGCAUAUUGAUUACUUGUGUGUGGUUAGCAUCAAGUUUAAUUUCUUUUCCAGCUAUUGUAUGGUGGCGUGCUGUACGUACUAAUCGUAUACCUCAUGAUAAAUGUCCAUUUACUGUUAACUUAGAAUACAUUAUUUUCUCAUCAACAAUUAGUUUUUAUUUACCACUUUUUGUAAUGGUUUUUACAUAUUAUAAAAUUUAUCGUGAAGCAGUGAAACAAACGAAAAGUUUACGUAUUGGUACGAAGCAUGUGAUGAUUGCUUCAGGUGAACUUGAAUUAACACUUCGAAUGCAUCGAGGUGGUAAUUUAUCAGAUAGAAAUACGAUGAAAAAAAGUCGUUUAUUUUAUAGUCUUACUAGUGCAUCAAAAAAUCUGCAAGAUCUACAAAACUCGCAGCCUAAAAAUAAAACUUUAAAAACAUAUUCAACUAACACUAAUACUAAGCAAAGUUUAUCUGCACCAAAUAAAAACUUUUCACUUUCAAGAAAAUUUGCUAAGUUUUCAAAAGAAAAAAAAGCAGCCAAAACACUUGGUAUUGUAAUGGGAGUUUUCAUUAUUUGCUGGCUUCCAUUUUUUGUAGUAAAUCUUUUGUCAGGAUUUUGUGCAAAGUGUAUAUGGAGGGAAGAAAUAAUUUCUACUGCAGUAUCUUGGCUUGGUUGGAUCAAUAGUGCAAUGAACCCUGUAAUUUAUGCUUGUUGGAGUAGGGAUUUUAGAAGAGCAUUUAUUAGAAUAUUAUGUUGUUGCUGUCCUCAUCGAGUAAAAAAACAAUAUCAACGAGCUUUUCGAUAUAAAUAA
This is a messenger RNA of Ceratosolen solmsi marchali, 1182 nucleotides long. RefSeq names its product dopamine receptor 2 (gene Dop1R2). Gene Ontology annotation, biological process: adenylate cyclase-activating adrenergic receptor signaling pathway; positive regulation of MAPK cascade. Lineage: Eukaryota; Metazoa; Arthropoda; Insecta; Hymenoptera; Agaonidae. Gene Ontology annotation, cellular component: plasma membrane. The annotation marks the transcript as partial. Gene Ontology annotation, molecular function: G protein-coupled receptor activity. The transcript is spliced from 2 exons. The record is from RefSeq and is a predicted model, not a curated record.